UCAUCCUACACCCGAUCAAUAACGUCGAGUGUCUUUGACUACCCAGUAGAAUACGGGCGACGAUAUCAUGCCUACCGGCAAGGCACCUACGCAUUUCCGAACGACGAGCCCGAACUGAACCGUCUCGAUCUGGCUCAUAUCCUCAUGUUCAAAUCCAUCGGCUACCGACUGUACCUCGCUCCUAUCAGACCAGAAACGACCCAGAGAAUACUAGACAUCGGGACCGGAACAGGGAUCUGUAUUCCUCUUCUUCCCACGGUAGCGGGUGUGGUCUAA
Molecule: messenger RNA, 276 nt
Organism: Colletotrichum gloeosporioides
Lineage: Eukaryota; Fungi; Ascomycota; Sordariomycetes; Glomerellales; Glomerellaceae
Exons: 3
Source: RefSeq, a predicted model, not a curated record